Messenger RNA from Mytilus trossulus (common blue mussel), 1877 nucleotides. Its product is annotated as para-nitrobenzyl esterase-like. Bases 128 to 1756 code for a protein of 542 amino acids. The record is from RefSeq and is a predicted model, not a curated record. The transcript is spliced from 4 exons. NCBI's taxonomy places the organism in Eukaryota, Metazoa, Mollusca, Bivalvia, Mytilida, Mytilidae.
AGUGAACUACAUGUAUAAACUACGACAAGGUUAGAUAUAUCAAAUAACAAGGUUUCUAACUUAUUGCGACUUACUUUUAAUGCUUUAUAAUGUGCAUCUCGUCAGUGUAGCAGCCGAUGAAUAAAAAAUGGCGAUGUAUUCGGUGUUAAACUUGUUGAUACUUAAAACUUGCUUAUGCAUUAUAGCCGUUAAUAGUUUCUUACUUAAUAAUCCAGUUGUGGAUACAGAUUGUGGAGCGGUGGAAGGAAUAGGAACAUCGGUCAACGAGUUCAAAGGAAUCCCGUACGCAGAACCGCCUGUUGGAAAUCUGAGAUGGAGACCACCAGUUCCAAAAUCAAAGACCGCAAAGAACUGUUGGACAGGAACAUUAAAAGCUAAUACGUUCGGGAAUUCCUGCUACCAAAGGGGAAUGGUUAACAAAAGUAUAACCUUUGGAUCCGAAGAUUGUCUCUAUUUGAAUGUGUGGACCCCAAAUACUAAUAAAAAUGCUAACCUCCAUGUAAUGGUUUGGAUCCAUGGCGGAUUUUUAAACUAUCUGAACGGAAACUGGCCAGCUUACAGUCCUUCUGAAGGGCUCGUUAAGGCUACAAACAUGGUGUAUGUUAGUAUGAACUAUAGACUUAGUGCUUUUGGUUUUAUGGCAUUGGAUUUACUAUCACAAAGGUCUCCGAAUCGAACAUCCGGGAACUACGGAUUCAUGGACCAAAUACUGGCUCUCCAAUGGGUACAAAGGAACAUACAUAAUUUUGGUGGCAAUAAAAAUUCGGUUACAGUGUUCGGACAGAGUUCUGGAGGUACAAGCAUUUAUGCUUUAUUGGCGUCACCGAUGGCGAAGGGACUCUUUAAUAAGGCCUGGAUGUUAAGUGCGUCUCCUGUCAUGAACAAGACUCUUGCUGAGGCGUCCACAGACAACUUGGUAUUUUUGAAAAAUACAAGAUGUUCAGACAUUAACUGUCUGCUGCAACUUCCGGCAGAUGACGUAUUAAAUGCCAUUCCAUGGGAUGUGUUUCCAUACUGGGAAAUGGCGGAUCAGAAUGAUCUUCCAACACGUGACCUUUUUGAUGGAGCUCUACCAGUAAUUGACGGUACCGUACUUCCGUUGGCGCCAAUAGAGGCUUGGAAACGAGGACAAAUGGUUGAUGUACCAGUAAUGAUAAGUACAACUGCUCAAGAAAUAGACAAUGGCCCGGCUGCUCCCGACAUUGCUCAAUGGACAUGGGACAAUUAUACCCAAAGGGUAACAGAUAAACUAAGUGAAUUUCCGGAAGUAAACAUAUCUCGUGUGUUUGACCUCUAUCCCUCUGGUGUGGAAAGUCCUGAAUACCAGUACACAUCUAUGGCAUCCGACUUACGGGUCACGUGUCCGAAUAUGGAGUUAGCUCGACAUAUGCAAACAUCAUUUGAUUCUCCAAUCUACCAUUAUGUUUCAAACGCUCGACCUCAAGUCCCUUCUAAACUUUUUGGACUUCCUCACGAUGCUCGCUACGCAGCGCAUGCGUGGGAUGUAAUUGCAUUUUUUGGUUCAAUAAAGCAUUAUUAUAAACCUACACAAACAGACAACGAUUUCAUACAAACAAUACGACGUGAAAUUGUAAACUUCGUGCAGACAGGAAAACCAUUUUCCGAUCGUUGGCAACCAUUUCCAAAUACAACUGCUUUAAUGGAGAGUAACUUAGGUGUAACCGAUUUUUACCACAAAGAGCAGUGCCAGUAUUGGUCAUCAACAGGGUUAUAUGCAUACGCUUGGGUUAAUUAAGUUACAAACGAUUUUUUUUUGUAAAUGACAGCUUUUUUUCAAAUGAAAUAAAGCAAUUGUUUUAUUUAUUAUAGAACAUUUUGUAAAUGAUGAAAAAAAAAAUAUAAAUGAACUUCUUGUA